Molecule: messenger RNA, 1912 nt
Organism: Guyanagaster necrorhizus
Lineage: Eukaryota; Fungi; Basidiomycota; Agaricomycetes; Agaricales; Physalacriaceae
Exons: 5
Coding region: 95-1591 (498 amino acids)
Biological process (GO): regulation of transcription by RNA polymerase II
Cellular component (GO): chromatin; Set3 complex
Source: RefSeq, a predicted model, not a curated record
GGGCCGACGGUUCCCGAGGAACAGGUUCUGGCGGAAGUGAUCUCAGAUAAAGACACCAAAGAAAUUGUUCAAGCUCAGAUUAAUGAGAUAGAAGAUGGUAUGUGAAUCUUUGUUAACAAGACUUCGUUCCAAACUCGUCUCCGUUGCUCCAGGCCAACAAGAGCUUGUCACAGAUUCGAUCUCACUAGGUUUCGCACAUCUGCCGUCACCCCCAGUCUCCGAAGCAAAGGAAAGUUAUCCGGAGAAAGAUGAAAUUUUACCAGCUGAAGUGGACAUCUACUCCCUCAAAGCCAGGAAACCACCCAUAAUAGACUUCACUGAGGAUGAUAUACCCAGAAUUUCUGAAGCGUCGUCACUACAAGAUGUCAUCAGGGCAUCAAUAAUGACAAAGCUUCUUCACUGUCCUCAGACGCAAGAAGAGUGGGUUGAACGUCAUAUUCGUUCAAACCAGGCUUUCGUCCGUCCUCACACCAGCAGGACAUCAACAACCCCCGAGCAACUUCUUGAAGAGAUAAAUAGCGGAGAGUGUUUGACCCGGAGGUUGGAAACUUUCGUGUCAAGAAAGGAUGCUCUCAUCGAUCAUCUCCAACAACGGCAAGCCUCGCUUACAGCCAAGGUUAAGCGUCUUCAAGAAGAGUAUCUCUUUCUUCACGAGCGCUGGUUGUCACGUUGUCGUGUUCUGGAUGCACAGAACAAACUUUUACCUGCGGAGUUGGAGCCCCCCUUACCAUCUUCGAGCCGGACAACUCGUCGCACGGCUGCCACCUUGGGUGAUGCGGUCCGUUCCGACUUCGAGAUGGAGCAGAUCAUAGCUAGUCUCGGAAACGAUGAAGCAACCGAUCCCGCCCACUUAUCCUUGAAAAAUCAUGCCGUAAUACCAGACAUGAUCUCAGUUCUACGUGGGUCUGUGGACUAUGUUUACGAUGACACGAAUCUGUUGGUCGAGAAUCCUCUGGAGUAUUACCGCCCUCGUACGGGGAUGGAUGAUUGGACGCCGGAGGAGGAGCAGAUUUUCCAAGAUCGCUAUGCCGCCCAUCCAAAACAGUUUGGCAUUAUUGCGGACUAUAUUUCCAACAAAACGGCAGCCCAAUGCGUGUCGUAUUAUUACCUCCACAAGAAGCAGCAUAUCGACUUCCGGAAGGUCGUUUCGCAGCACGCGCCUAAGCGUAGACGCCGCCGAACAGGCAAGCAGAAAGCCAAUGCGCUGUUGACGGAUAUUAGGCAGCAUGAUGCUGAAGUAUAUGGCAAUGCUGAUGGGCAGGAGUCUACAGGAGGUCGUGGCCGAAGUAAAAGGGUUGCGGCUCGGAAGGUUCUGAUUGAGGAGACCCCUACGUCUACGCCGACACCAGAGCCGGAGCAAAAGGUACGGGCGAAGCGACGUCGAACGGUUGCCGUACGGUCUGGACUUUCUAUCAAUAAUGAGGAGGAGGGGGCCACCGAACGCAAACCCAAGCGAACGAAACGGCAGCGCAAGGUCAAGUCGGCGGCGAUUGUUGAUGAAUCCCAAGCAUCAAUUGUAGAGAUGAAGUUUAUUGAUCAGAGCGAUCCUUCACAGCGUCUGGUUACAUGUUUCACCCAGCCAUAUGCCUGACCCACGGUUGCAGAGCUUUUUCUGAAUCUGCUUGGCCAGUAUGGUGAUGAUUUCAAACGAAUUGCAGCCUCAAUGCCGAACAAGACGACCAUACAAGUUUGUAAUUUUCACAGAACUAAUUGUGAUGAGAUGGGACUCAAGACAGUCGUCGCAAGUGCGCCUAAACGUUCACCAAGUCCGGCGUCUGGCGAUGCUGGGGAGGGCGUGUCAUCAACUCGAGUUGAUAUAUCGGCUCCCAUGGCAUCCCUUGCCUCGGACAAUGUAGAAGGCGUACACCACCGAGAUCAAGUUACGACAACCGUCCCAGAUUACGUUCAUAUG